GUGGUUCAUUUGGUCUUAUGACAGUCAUUUGAUGUUUGGUGUUAAUUUCUAAUAAUACAGUGAGGACAGCUGUGGCUUAUAGUCGGGUGCGCCUUAUAGUGCGAAAAUGAUGGUAGUAUUUUAAAAGGAGUGUUCAUUGUAAAAAGUUGGAGGACGACCCAUGGACAAAAUUGAGGAGGCGUCGGCGACGAGGUUGCUGUCCCACCUGAGGCUACCUGUGAAAGGGGCGGGACUACAGGGCUUGCUCAGGUGUGGAGGCUGCACAGACGAGGACAGCAGAAGACACCAAGAUGGACAGCGAGGGCAGGAAAGUGGUGGUCUGCGACAACGGGACGGGGUUUGUCAAGUGUGGCUUUGCGGGCUCCAACUUCCCGGACCACAUCUUCCCCGCCAUGGUGGGUCGCCCGGUCAUCCGGUCAACCACCAAAGUGGGCGACAUCGAGAUCAAGGAUCUGAUGGUGGGCGACGAAGCCAGCGAGUGCCGCUCCAUGCUGGAGGUGUCGUACCCCAUGGAGAAUGGAAUGGUUCGCUGCUGGGACGACAUGCUUCACCUGUGGGACCACACCUUUGGAACAGAGAGGCUGGACAUCGAGCCUUCUCAGUGCAAGAUCCUGCUGACGGAACCGCCGAUGAAUCCCACGAAGAACCGUGAGAUGAUCACUGAGGUCAUGUUCGAGAAGUACGGCUUCCACGGGAUAUACGUGGCCAUUCAAGCUGUGCUAACGCUGUACGCUCAGGGUUUGCUGACCGGGGUGGUUGUCGAUUCGGGCGACGGCGUCACUCACAUUUGUCCGGUGUACGAGGGCUUCUCCUUGCCGCACCUGACGCGCAGGCUGGACAUCGCCGGGCGUGAUAUUACGCGUUAUCUCAUCAAGCUGCUGCUCCUGCGCGGCUACGCCUUCAACCACUCGGCCGACUUCGAGACGGUUCGCAUGCUGAAGGAGAAGCUGUGCUACGUCGCGUACAACAUCGACCAGGAGCAGCGUCUCGCUACGGAGACUACAUACCUAGUGGAGUCCUACACGCUACCCGACGGCCGGCAGGUCAUGGUCGGGGGCGAGAGGUUCGGCGCCCCGGAAGCCCUCUUCCAGCCUCACCUGAUCAACGUGGAGGGGGCGGGCGUGGCCGAACUGCUCUUCAACACCAUCCAAGCGGCCGACAUUGAUCUCAGGGCGGACUUCUAUAAGCAUAUUGUCCUCUCCGGUGGGAGCACCAUGUACCCUGGACUCCCAUCCAGACUGGAGCGAGAGAUCAAGCAGCUUUACUUGGAGAGGGUCCUGGACGGAGACACGCAAAAAUUGGCUAAGUUCAAGAUCCGGAUCGAGGACCCGCCUCGCCGCAAACACAUGGUGUUCCUGGGCGGCGCAGUGCUAGCCAACAUCAUGAAGGACAAGGAAUCCUUCUGGCUGAGCAAAGCCGAGUACCAGGAGAGCGGCCUCGGCGUGCUACAGAAACUUGGAGGUGGUGUUAGAUGAAAACGCUGUCUCAAAUGUUUAUUUCAAAAUAAAAGCUGAGAGAGAUCUGAGUCAAUAUUCAAAGAAAGAA
Corythoichthys intestinalis (scribbled pipefish) is the source of this 1545-nucleotide messenger RNA. Its product is annotated as actin-related protein 2-like. Gene Ontology annotation, biological process: Arp2/3 complex-mediated actin nucleation. Gene Ontology annotation, molecular function: actin filament binding. Gene Ontology annotation, cellular component: actin cortical patch; Arp2/3 protein complex. The record is from RefSeq and is a predicted model, not a curated record. Bases 291 to 1475 code for a protein of 394 amino acids. The transcript has 9 exons. Lineage: Eukaryota; Metazoa; Chordata; Actinopteri; Syngnathiformes; Syngnathidae.